AUGACAAAUCAAUCUGAUGAAAAAUCUGACAUAGAAACAGUUGAAGAAGUUGAACCAAAACUUAAAUAUGUUCGUCUCACUAAUGACGUUCAAACUAUUUUAACUAAAGACGGUGUUAGUUAUCUUGCUGCUCAUCCCAAGUUCUUGUGUAUUGGUACUAAUUGGGGUUCUAUUCAUUUAUUGGAUUUUGAAGGUAACAUUGUGAAUAAUCGGCAACUACGUCCACAUACUGUAGCAGUUAAUCAAAUAAGUAUAGAUAGUCGUGGUGAAUUCAUUGCCACUUGUUCUGAUGAUGGUAAUGUAUUUGUUUAUGGUCUUUACACGACAGAAGAUUCUCAAGAGGUCUCAUUAGGUCGUUGUGUAAAGUCUGUCGCAAUAGACCCGUUAUACCAUAAAUCUGGCAAUUAUCGGCGUUUCAUUACUGGAGAUGAUCGUCUUAUGCUUCACGAGCGAACAUUUCUCGGACGUACAAAAUCUGUAGUUUUGUGUGAUGUUGAAGGAGUUGUACAUAAUAUGAGGUGGCAUAAUCGUUUUGUGGCUUGGGCUUCAAAUAUAGGUCUCAGAGUAUAUGAUAUAAUAUCUCGAUGCUCACUAGGCCUUAUUAAAUGGGAUAAAAGAAACAACAUAAUACCUAGUACAUACAGAUGCAACUUGACGUGGAAGGAUAGUGGAACAUUACUUGUUGGUUGGGUUGACACAGUAAGGAUUUGUGGUGUUAAACGUCGAUUACAAAGACUUAAGGACGUUCCUGAAUACAUAGUAGAACCACUGUCUAUGUUUCGUAUUGAUUACUUUAUUUCCGGUAUUGGACCACUUAAUCAUAACCAAUUAGUAAUAUUAUGCUAUUCAAAAGAAAAAGACGAAAACGAAAAAGCGAUGAGACCACAAUUAUAUGUAGUAGAAGCAAAAGAAUCAAAGUACGUUGAGCUGUGUACUGAUAACUUGUCUUUACGUGAUUUUCAAGAUUUUGGUUGUAACGAUUAUGCUCUCGAAAGUUUAGUCGUGGAAAAUCUAUUCGUCAUUGUUAGUCCAAAAGAUAUAGUUGUGGCAAAUCCGUGUGAUGCGGAUGACAGAAUUGAAUGGCUUAUUGAACAUAACAAAUAUGCCGAAGCCAUGGAAAUAGUAAAUUCUAAAAAUAUAGUUUUAAAUCGAAAUUCCCGAAUAUCUGUGGGUAAAAAAUUUUUAGACCAUUUAUUAUUCGUUGAAGAAUAUGUUGAGGCUGGACAGCUGACGGCUGAACUUUUCGGAAACGAUAAAAAACUUUGGCAAGAAGAAAUAUUUAAAUUUGCCCAAGUUCAUCAACUUCGUCAAGUAAGUGCUUACAUACCAAGGGGUGAAGUAACUCUAGAUCCUCACAUUUAUGAAAUGGUAUUAUACGAGUACUUAAAACUGGAACCCGAAGGAUUUUUGAAAAUCGUAAAACAAUGGUCGCCAUCACUGUACAAUGUGUCUGCUGUUACAAACGCUCUAAUUGAACAUUUAAUAGUAAACUCGAGUUCGGAACUAUUAGAAGCUUUGGCUAUUCUGUACACUCAUUCCGGAAAGUUCGAUAAAGCGUUAGGGGCGUACUUGAAGCUGAACCAUAAAGGUAUAUUCCAGUUGAUUACCAAACAAAAUUUGUAUCCGCUAAUACACAACAUGAUCGAAGAUCUGAUGCAGUUGGACUGCGAGCAGACGAUCAAGAUACUUUUGGAGAAGGACACCGUUCCCAUUGACGUGGCCGUGGCGAAGUUACAGGACAACAGACUCUACCUGUACACGUAUUUGGACGCCCUGGAGAAAAAAGACACAAGGAUGUUGGCUAGGCGGAACUUGCACAAGGACUUGGUGUCACUGUACGCGGAAUUCGCGCGAGAGAAGCUGUUGCCGCUACUGAAGCGGAGCGACAAUUAUUCCAUCGCCUUGGCGCUGGAAGAAUGCAAGCGAUUAGAGUACUAUCCUGAAAUGGUGUACCUGUUGGGUCGGAUGGGCAACACCAAGGACGCGCUGAACCUGGUCAUGUCGCAACUGCAGGACAUCGAGCAGGCCAUCGAGUUCUGCAAGGACCAAAACGACGCCGACCUUUGGCAUGACCUAAUCGGCUUGUCCUUGGACCAGCCGAACUUUCUCAAAGUGCUAUUGCGGAAAAUCGGCACGUACGUGGACCCACGAAUUCUGAUCCGCCGGAUUGGUAAGCGGACACAGAUACCGGGGCUGAAAGACGCGCUCGUCAAGAUGAUGACCGACUACAAUCUGCAGGUGUCCGUGGAAGACGGAUGCGCAAAAAUCGUCGUUUCCGACUGUUUCGACCUGCACGAGCGGCUGUACAACGUCAGGAGGAAAGGGUGUGGAGUAGACGAUCAGCACUUAUGUAGCGCUUGCCAAAAGUGCAUCGUCGGCCAGGACACCGUGGGAAACGCACUGAUAUUCUACUGUCAACACGUGUUUCACGAGGAGUGCAUACCUGCGGACGGGUUGGAGAUGGCGUGCAUAAUUUGCACGGACAGCCGAACGAAACAGGCGGCGUUCCAAUGA
This is a messenger RNA of Macrosiphum euphorbiae (potato aphid), 2514 nucleotides long. The record is from the annotation of a GenBank genome assembly. Lineage: Eukaryota; Metazoa; Arthropoda; Insecta; Hemiptera; Aphididae.